This is a messenger RNA of Brugia malayi, 1077 nucleotides long. RefSeq lists its product as uncharacterized. The coding region runs from base 1 to 1077 and encodes 358 amino acids. The transcript has 10 exons. NCBI's taxonomy places the organism in Eukaryota, Metazoa, Nematoda, Chromadorea, Rhabditida, Onchocercidae. The record is from RefSeq and is a predicted model, not a curated record.
AUGGAAAUAAUACAAAAAAAACGGUCGAGAAAAGGCUUAAAUUGGGAAGCAACAUUUCCGGAUGAACCGGUUGGCGAAAAAUCACGAUCAUUUCUACAACGUAUGGUAUUCAUUACUGCAUCACAUAUCCUUUAUACCAGAGGUUUACUUCCUGUAAAAUGCUUCAAGAAACGUCAAAUUGAAAAAUGGAAGUUUUAUGUUAUUCGAGCUGAAGCUGAAGGCAAAGAUAUUGUUCAUGGUCUUAAAGGUGUUAUGGAAGCGAUUGAAUUUGCAUAUUUACGUGACUUCAUCAUAAUGGUUGCUGAUCGUGACAGAGAAGAUGAAUAUGAAGCUUUGGAAAUUCACCGGAUCACAAAAGGUGAGAAAGUCGCUGCUAUUAAAUAUACAGGAAUUACACAAGCGCGCAAACAAUUUUUUCAUUUGAUUCGUCGUGUCACUGCAUAUGAAAAUAUGAUGGAUCCAUUACCACAGAACAUUUGCACUAUUUUUAAGCUUACUUACUAUGAUGAAAGGACACCUUCAAAUUAUGAACCACAAGGUUUUAUUGCUGAUGAAGGUCUAUUCCACUUUCCGAGAGAAGUUGAACCAUUGUUGACUGGUAGAUUUGAUUGUGAAAAGCACAUGAUUACAACAUCAGUUCAUUCGAUUUUCAUGAAAAGUGUAACCGAAAUGAAAUCCCUGAUGCAAGCUGAUACCAAUCAAUUUAGCAACCCAGUUUCUCGUGAUACCACUAUCUGCUCUUCACCAACUAAAAUUUUACGAUCAUUCUCAGCAUGUAGCGAUGAGUUUUCUCAAAUUCAAACAGUUGAUAAUGAGCAGCAAAACGAUUCGAUUCAAAGCAUUGAAUUAAUGACAUCAUCGUCAUUCAUUGAUAUUAGCGGCACACUGGAAAUUACAAAAAUUUGUCACACACCUUCAAAUACAUGUGAUAAGGAUAAUUCUAAUGAUACAACUGAGUCAAGCAUCUCGGAAGAUUCAAAAUUAUCAGUUGGAACAAAUUUUUAUCAAAGUAGAACAGUACCAGCUGGGAGAACGAAAUUUAAUGGGAGAAAGAUGGAUGGCGAUCGUUUCAAAUGA